Molecule: messenger RNA, 1714 nt
Organism: Wallemia mellicola CBS 633.66
Lineage: Eukaryota; Fungi; Basidiomycota; Wallemiomycetes; Wallemiales; Wallemiaceae
Exons: 9
Coding region: 28-1659 (543 amino acids)
Biological process (GO): nucleolar large rRNA transcription by RNA polymerase I; RNA polymerase I preinitiation complex assembly
Cellular component (GO): RNA polymerase I core factor complex; RNA polymerase transcription factor SL1 complex
Molecular function (GO): RNA polymerase I core promoter sequence-specific DNA binding
Source: RefSeq, a predicted model, not a curated record
ACGAAAGAUCCAGCAUCUGGACACUUGAUGUGUGUAGAAGGCCACAUAUACGAGGGAUUUCGUAAUGAGACGCAGGAAGAUGCAAUGCCAAAGCACAUUGGAAAACAGAGAUACAUAAAGAAGGAAGCCACAGAGCGUAGAAAGGUACUCAAAAGCCACAGAUGGUACACUGGCGACAAACUCCGCUAUUUACAUCUACAAGCGCAACAGGUGGUGCUACGAUACCAAGUACGGUCUCUCAUGAGUGCUUGGAAUCUCCCUCCAGAAUUUGAGGCGAUAGUAAAAGAUCUCUGGGCAUUGAGGCUCUCUUUGUUGAAAGAUUUAGUAGCGGCCCCUUUAGAGUUGGGAUUGAAGCAUCAGCGUGGUGAACAUACAGAUGAAGAUGACGACCUUAAGGAUGAUACCAGCGAGAAAGAUGAGAAGGAUGAUGAUGACGAUAAAGAAAGAGUCUCUGAUAUAGGGGAUCCAGAUGAGAUGCUGGAAAAGCCUUGGUCUGACGACGAUGACGAUAUACAGAUGCCACAAACAAUGGAGGAAGCUCUCGAAGCUGCUAAAAAGAUCAAAACUGCACGCAGAACACAAAAUUCUGUCGAUGAAUUUAAUAUGAUAUGGCUACUAGCGACGUUGAAUUUAGCAUUCUGGACACUCCGAUUACCUGUAUUUUACUUGGAUUUCAAGAAUGCAUUAGAAACUCGCGUGCUUCCAUACAUGGAUGCACUUUCUUGUUUACCUGAGACAAUGAAAGAGCGACUAAACCCAGGCUCUCGAUCUUCCUUCCAAGCUGAGGCUGUGCCAUCGUUGCGGAAAAUCCACCGUGCAUCAAUUUACCUAGCUAGACAAUAUGAUGAAAAAUAUAAGAUAACAUUCAACGAUUACAAUUCAGCGCCUAUACUAUGGAGGUGUGUUCAUGAUAUGGGAUUACCUCCUCGCAUAUACACCCUCUGUCAAGAGAUGUUAAAGAGAUUAGAUACGCAUUUCACACUCCUACCUAAACGGAAGGUAGGUAAGAGAAGUAGACAUAGGAAAGGUGAAUCGAGUGCACCCGAAAUUAUCACCAUGUCGGUUGUUGUAACGAUGUGUACAUUAGUGUAUAACCUUGAAAACGAGAUCACUGAUCAGCCUCGUGUGGGAUCCCUCUUGGAUAAAAACAAAUGGUUGUUGUCGUUAGAAGAACAUUUCAAGAAAUCAGACACCAUCUUGAAUGAUCAGAUAGAAAUAAUAGACGCUACCGAUGAGCAAAUUGAAGACUUUUUGGAUUUUAUGGAGAAAACAAUUCCACCUGCGAAUGAGGAAACUGUGAAAACUUGGCCGACGUUUGGUGAGGAUUUAGUCAGCAGAGGUGACCCUAUGAGAGUAUCAGCAAUCGACAAGGAUAAGGACUGGUUUCAUAAGCUCUACGAGGAUCGAAUACCUCUGCAUGACUAUCCAAGUCAAUCAGAUAGUGUUAUAAUACGCUCAUACCACACAUCAGACGUUUUAGGAGAUUAUCCUAAACUUUUAGAUAAAUUAUUGAAAGCAUCUGCAAAAGCAAUUGGAAUAGCGCAUAUAGAAGAAAUUGCACGCCUUGUUGAAUUGUUUCAGAAGAGGUUAGUAUGGAGACGAAAUAAUACAUCUCUUAAUACUCGUAAUUCUCUCAAUUCUCUUAAAAGAGGUGUCUAAACGACAAAUGAAGUCACCUGUGUAAAGAUUCCUUGAUAAUACAAAAAUAUUUAUU